Molecule: messenger RNA, 933 nt
Organism: Ambispora leptoticha
Lineage: Eukaryota; Fungi; Glomeromycota; Glomeromycetes; Archaeosporales; Ambisporaceae
Source: the annotation of a GenBank genome assembly
AUGUUCUUUUUCCCAGAUUUUAUACCAAAUCCUGUGCAAUAUCUAAUCACUGUUUCGGGGAUUUUAGUCUGUGGAGGUGCUGCAUUACUGUACAUAUUUCAAUGCGAAUUGAUCUAUGCAGCGAAUUUUCCACCGGGUUCCCGACAACAGGUUUCAAAACCAACCGAUCAUGGAAUAUACAAAUACGAGGACGUUACUUUAACAACCAAAGAUAACGUUAAUAUUCGUGCAUACGUAUGCCGACAAGUUCCUGAAGCUACUGCUAGGAUAUCACCAACUAUACUAUUUUUCCAUGCGAAUGCUGGAAAUAUGGGUCAUAGACUUCCAAUAGCCAAGAAGUUUUACAUAAAAUAUAAAUGUAAUGUAGUCUUGCUUUCAUAUCGAGGAUAUGGAUUAAGUGAAGGCAAAGCGAAUGAAAAAGGAAUUCAAAUAGAUGCCCAGUGCAUCUUGGAUCAUAUACGGAAUCAUGAUGUGUUAAAAGACACCAAAAUUAUCGUGUAUGGACAAUCUGUUGGCGGUGCAGUGGCGAUUUAUUUAGUAUCAAGGAAUGAGAGUGAUAUUAGCGGUCUUAUUGUGGAAAAUACAUUUUUGAGUAUUCCAAAGUUAAUACCACACGUAUUACCACAACUAAAACACUUUACAUUUCUCUGUCAUCAAAAUUGGCCAUCUGAAAUAGCGAUCCGACAAAUAGUAAAUACACCGAUAUUAUUUCUGACAGGAGCUAAAGACGAAUUGGUUCCCCCGGAACAUAUGCGCCAACUGUAUGAAUUAGCAGAAACUCGAGGGGGUAAAGUAUGGAAAGAAUUUGUUAAUGGCACUCAUAAUGACACGGUGAUCCAACCGGGUUAUUUUGAAACGAUAGGAGAGUUCAUAGAGAAUAGAGUGAUGUCGUUUGCAAUGAUAAAAGAAAAGGCUGAAAAUGAUGAGAAGUAA